Messenger RNA from Plenodomus lingam JN3, 1251 nucleotides. NCBI's taxonomy places the organism in Eukaryota, Fungi, Ascomycota, Dothideomycetes, Pleosporales, Leptosphaeriaceae. The record is from RefSeq and is a predicted model, not a curated record.
AUGGCUGUUACGAGACUACCUCGAGCUGAUGUGCCGUCGUUUGAUGCGGAAAAGCAACACAAGAUUGAUCACGCUGGCAAGAUAAACCGCAAGUCUUUUGAUGGUCUGCUUUGGAGCUUCUUGAUCAUUGCUGUUCUUGCUUGCGGAGCUCGCCUCAUCUUUCGAUUCAAGAAACAGCGCAAGUUCUUCGCCGACGAUGCUUUUGUAUUCUUCUCCACCCUCUGCCUGAUCGCCAACACGGGCGUCAUGUGGCAUGCCGCAGACAAGAUGUACAUGAUCGAAGCUGUCAACUCGGAUCCAACCAUAACAUUCACAGUCCCUGAGCUUAUUCCUCUCCUUGACCUCAACAAGUGGAUCUUCAUCUACUUGGCCCUUGACUGGACUGCAAUCUAUGCGAUCAAGAUGUCCUUUCUCAUUUUCUUUCGCCCACUCAUACGGAACCUGUCAGUAUCUUUGCAUCGGUUUUAUUGGAUUUGUUGGGUCAUCAACGUAGUCGCCUGGAUGUUCGUCGUAGGCGAACCGUUCAUCUUGUGCCCCUAUUUCGGCAUGGAAGCCAUGAAAUGCUAUCCAAAUACGCAGUUCAAAUUGAACUUGGCGAUGAGUAUCCUUACGCUACUUUUGAACAUCACAACUGAUAUAAUGAUCAUUACGAUACCAUUACUGUUGCUGCGCUUGUCUCAAAUGCGAAUUGAGCAGAAAGCGAGUAUAGCAUCUUUCCUCUGCCUAUCCAUCUCGAUGAUCAUCAUCACAAUCAUCCGCUUAGCCGGCGGUCUGCACGAGAGCGUGCGCGGAGAGCGAGAGUUCAGUCUUGUCUGGACACACAUCCUGUUGCACGUCGAAUCUGGUGUCGCUAUACUCAUGGCAUGCUUGGUUGCAUUCCGCACUAUAUUCGCAAAUCAAAUCGCUCAGCUUCGACACGACGAGUCCACUUCAUGGUACCACCGAUUGAUCACUCGCAUAAGGGGCGGUUCGAGUGCGAAGCAGUCCAGGGAGUCUUCCGGUGAACACUCUGUGCAUCCACAUGUUUCAAAGGGCCCUAGCACGCGUAUCACGAUGCAAAGCUUACGCAACUUUAUCCGCGGCGAUUCCGCCAGCCGUGGCAUGACAACUCUCGGAUCCGUUUCGGAUCCCGUUGAACAGUAUCACGAGUUUAUGAGGAACGAUGCGCGUCGAAACGAGAGCGGCAGAUCGACCAAGGCUCAUGUCCCACUUUCCGAGAUCUCCCCCAACUCGACAUCGAGGAUGGUAUGA